Messenger RNA from Schistocerca cancellata (South American locust), 1317 nucleotides. RefSeq lists its product as uncharacterized. The record is from RefSeq and is a predicted model, not a curated record. The transcript is spliced from 3 exons. Bases 20 to 343 code for a protein of 107 amino acids. NCBI's taxonomy places the organism in Eukaryota, Metazoa, Arthropoda, Insecta, Orthoptera, Acrididae.
CGACCCCCAUGCAGGCAACAUGAGGCGCGCCUGGCUCGUCGUGUCGGCUGCUCUCUGGCUGUGCCUCUGGGCGCCCGCGCCUGCCCUCUCGCAGGAAGCCGAAGCCGACACCGAAGCUGAAACCGAAGCCGAAGCCGAAGCGGAAGCCGAAGCCGACGCCGAAGUCGACACCACAGUGUCGGUCCAAGUCGUUGAAGAAAACUGGACUAUUGUUCUUCAACCCAGAUGUUGUUCGGACUGCACGUUUGUAUCCAGAGGCUUCAAGUGCAAAGUGAAAAGCUGUCUCAGUAACUGUCCUUGGGCGAGAAGUUCAGCAACACCUUCUGCAGUGCCUUUGUUCUAGUGCAUCAUGGAGAUGGCUUAUGGCAAAUAAUUCGUCGAUUCGUUCGAUGCAAAACAGCUGAAGAGCUUUUCACAUAAAAAUGUGAAUCUUGCAACACUGUCAGCGGUGUCUGGAUAUGUAGCAGAGGCAUCAGAAAUCCAUCUGACAGGAAGUUGCAGAUACUGCAGCGCUUUGGGAUGCAAUCCAAAUAGUCUUGCUAUAAUUUCAUUGAUCUCUCUCAUCAUUCAUGGAUGGAUGUUACUUCAGUACUGUUAUUUUACCACUGACUCUUCAAAUCGUUUCAUAAAAUAUUUAUUGUUUGUCUAGACAUAAAAAUCCUAAAUCAAAGAGUUAAAUUUGUGUGAGAGGCUUUUCUGACUGACAACAGUUCAAAAGAGUCAAUGAAAAGUAUCCCAUACAGGUCACAUGUUUUAGUAAAAUAUUUAGAAACGAAUUAAGAACUGCAGUUGAGAAUCGUAAGUGGAUAAUGUUUUAGAGCUAUUUAAUCUAAAAUUGAUUAAAUGGAUCAUAUUAUAAAAUGAAAAUAAUAUUUCCAAUACUAAAAACUAAGUAAAUUCACCAUUACGAUUCAUUGCUGAAGAAUAUUUUCAAAUUCCUGUUUCUCUUUGGUUACACUGCACAGAAGUAAAAAGUGUGACGUUCAGUCGAACGUGCUGAGUAUAUAUAAGAAGUAUUCAGAGACAUAAGAUGAAAGAUACUCAGAUAACUGAAAUAUUUAUUAAUUAAUUGAGUGUGUGUGUUGUGCCAUAUUAAUGUAACCAUGCAGCUGGUAUUUUUAACAUCACAGUUUAUUUUGCAUUUGGAGAACUCAUUCUCAUAGCACAUUUAGUGAAACUUAUGACAAAACAUAUCUUUCAAAGAAGUAGCAUAAGUUUAAAAUUAUUUUGUAGAAUGUCGAGGCACAUAUUUCAAUGAAAUACUAAACAAUUUAUUUGCAGAAUCAAAAGCUCUAAAGUAAAAUUAUGCAGAUGAUA